Molecule: messenger RNA, 5084 nt
Organism: Strongylocentrotus purpuratus (purple sea urchin)
Lineage: Eukaryota; Metazoa; Echinodermata; Echinoidea; Camarodonta; Strongylocentrotidae
Gene: lonp1
Product: lon protease homolog, mitochondrial
Exons: 21
Coding region: 166-3297 (1043 amino acids)
Biological process (GO): mitochondrion organization; protein catabolic process; chaperone-mediated protein complex assembly
Cellular component (GO): mitochondrial matrix
Molecular function (GO): ATP-dependent peptidase activity; serine-type endopeptidase activity; single-stranded DNA binding
Source: RefSeq, a predicted model, not a curated record
AAAUGACAUGCACGCAACUUACGAAAUUGAAUUUAUUACAUCACUAUUUUCAAGUGCGAUCUCUCUGCUCUGGGCAUACGCGAACAUGUGUGAAUUGAGUCGCUUAUGAGAUGUUAGAAAAUUGCUUGUUUUGAAGCUUUUCAUGUUUUUAAGUGUUUCACCAAGAUGUCAUACUGCAAAUUUAGAGCCUUUCGGCUACAUGAUAUCUCUAACAGACUGCGAUCAUGUGCAUGGAGGAAUUCUUUUGUCGCUGUUCAUCCGACGAGACCAAUAACCCAUCGGACAGCUCUUGUAGGCCACGCCAGCGGAGCAGGCGGCAAUGCGUGGACUAAUCCACUCUCUCCGGGAAGAACGAAACCCAGCAGUAACCUUAUGAAAUCUGAUGUUUCAAGACGUUUAACUAGGACAGAUUUCUGCAAUAGACACAUAGCAAGUCUCAGUGUACUUGAUGCACGUAUAGAACAACAAGAACAUUUUGUGUCUCCAUCCAGUAAAGCUUUUUCAAGAUCGAUUUGGAAAUGGAAUGGCGAUAGAGGGAACGGUGGACUCGGAGGAAGAUCGGGGAAUGGAGACGGAGAGGCAUCCAGUGGAGAUGGAUCUGGAGGAGAGGAUGGAAGCCCUUCAAGUGGAGAUGGAGCAGGGGAUGGAGGGGACUAUCCACCUCCUUCCAUGGUCUCCCUUAGUCCCAUGACGAUCCCCGAAGACUUUUCUCCAGUGCCGCUGAUUGCCGUCCCAAGAAAUCCAGUCUUUCCUAAAUUUAUCAAAAUAAUUGAGGUUACAAACAAACCUCUAAUGGAAAUCUUGAGGAGAAAGCUGAGAUUAGCUCAACCCUAUGCAGGAGUUUUUCUGAGGAAAGAUGACAAAGAUGAGACGGAGAUCAUACCUGACCUGGACGCUGUCUAUAGCGUUGGAACGUUUGUGCAGAUCCAUGAGAUGCAGGACCUUGGUGACCGUCUUCGUCUGGUGCUCAUGGGUCAUCGCAGGAUAAGGAUAUCAGGUCUUGCAGAGGAUGUACAAGAGGCUGCCGCGGAAGCUGUUCCAGAAACUGCCCCAGGAGCCGACCCAGAAGCAGUCCCGGAAACUGCCUCAGAAGCUGUCCCAGAAGCUGACCCAGAAACUGCUCCUGAAGCUGACCCGGAAGCACUCUCUGGAGUAGAUGGUGAGACUCAGGAAGACAAGGCCCCAUCGUUGGAUGAGAAUGAGAAUGUUUCCACCGAGCCCGAGGAGGAACAAGAAUCACAGUCAUACCCUGAUCAAGUACUGAUGGUGGAGGUGGAGAAUGUGAAACAUCAGACAUUCAAGACGACAGAGGAAGUCAAGGCCCUGACAGCGGAGGUAGUAAAAACAAUAAGAGACAUCAUUGCUUUGAACCCGCUCUACAGGGAGUCUGUAGCCCAGAUGAUCCAAGCUGGCCACAGAGUAAUAGAUAAUCCGGUGUAUCUGAGUGACCUAGGAGCUGCGCUGACUGGAGCUGACCCGGAGGAACUACAAGAAGUUCUGGAGGAAACUGAUAUACCAAAACGUCUUUACCUUGCUCUCAAUCUCCUGAAGAAGGAAUAUGAACUCAGCAAGCUGCAGCAAAGACUUGGCAGGGAGGUUGAGGACAAGGUGAAAUCGGCCCAUCGGAAGUACAUGCUACAAGAACAACUGAAGAUCAUCAAGAAAGAGCUCGGUCUGGAGAAAGAUGACAAGGAUGCCAUCGAGGAGAAAUUCAGGGAAAGGUUAAAGGACAAGACGGUUCCAAAAGUAGUCAUGGAUGUGAUUGAGGAGGAAAUGAAUAAGCUCUCUUUCUUGGACAACCAUUCUUCAGAAUUCAGUGUUACAAGGAAUUACUUGGAUUGGUUGACCACGUUGCCAUGGGGAAUGUACAGUGAGGAGAAUGUGGAUCUGAAGAGAGCAAGGGAAGUUCUAGAGGAGGAUCAUUAUGGGAUGGAUGAUGUUAAGAACAGGAUACUGGAAUUUGUAGCUGUAAGUCAACUGAAGAAGUCCACGCAAGGAAAGAUCCUGUGUUUCUAUGGACCUCCAGGUGUUGGCAAGACCAGUAUAGCCAAGUCCAUAGCAAGUGCACUGAACAGAGAGUAUUUCAGAUUUAGUGUUGGAGGAAUGACAGAUGUUGCUGAAAUCAAAGGACAUAGGCGGACGUAUGUAGGAGCCAUGCCUGGAAAGGUCAUCCAGUGUCUGAAGAAGGUCAAAACUGAAAACCCACUUAUUCUCAUUGACGAGGUUGACAAGAUAGGACGUGGUUUCCAAGGCGACCCAUCAUCAGCUCUCCUGGAGCUUCUAGACCCAGAGCAGAAUGCAAACUUCCUGGAUCAUUACCUUGAUGUUCCUGUUGACAUGUCCAAGGUGCUGUUCAUUUGCACUGCGAACAUCACAGACACCAUACCAGAACCACUACGCGACAGGAUGGAGAUGAUUGAUGUGUCUGGAUAUGUCGCUCAAGAGAAGGUCGCAAUUGCUGAGAGAUACCUUGUUCCUAUGGCAAGAGACCACAGUGGUAUAGCGGACCAGGUUACCAUAGAUACCGAUGCUAUGAAUCAGCUCAUCAAGGCUUACUGCAGGGAGAGUGGAGUCAGAAACCUACAGAAACAUAUUGAAAAGAUCUAUCGCAAGGCUGCCUACAAGAUGGUUCACGAUUCUGCCGACUCUAUCCAUGUAACCAUGGAGAACCUUCAUGAGUUUGUCGGCAAGCCUCUAUUCACCAGUGAUAGGAUGUAUGAGAAGACACCAGUAGGAGUCGUCAUGGGUCUCGCCUGGACCUCAAUGGGUGGCUCUACCCUCUACAUUGAGACCUGUCUCUCUAGGAGCCUUACUCCUGAAUCGAAAGAGGGCGGUGGAGCAAUGCAGCUCACUGGUAACCUUGGCAACGUGAUGAAGGAGAGUGCCGAGAUCGCCUACACAUUCGCCAAGUCAUUCCUUCUGGAUCACCCGCCAGAGGAGGGUGGUACAUCGCUGCAGUCUUCUCAAGUACAUCUCCAUGUUCCAGAGGGUGCCACCCCAAAGGAUGGUCCCAGUGCAGGCUGCACCAUUGUAUCAGCUCUCCUCUCAUUGGCUAUGGGUCGACCAAUCAGGCAGAACAUGGCUAUGACCGGGGAGGUGUCUCUCACAGGGAAAGUCUUACCCGUCGGUGGCAUCAAGGAAAAGACCAUAGCUGCCAAGCGAGCUGGGGUGGAUUGCAUCAUCUUGCCGGCUGAAAACAGGAAGGACUUCUCAGAUUUACCAAGCUUCAUCACCGAAGGCCUUGAGGUUCAUUUUGUAGAGCAUUACCGUGAUGUCUUCAGCAUUGUCUUUCCAUGAGACACAGCUCUAGAAACACCUCCAGACAAAACAGAACGAUACACUAAAGCAACCAGUGCAUCUACAUAUAUUCUUCCCUACUCCUAUUAUAUAUAUUAGUAUAUAUUCCGCUUUUUUUUAUAUAGCGACCAAUACAUCAACGAUGUGUCUAAGCCCUUUACAGAUAUCUUAUUAUCCCGGUUAUCGGAUUCAGGCUUACCCGCACACAAUGUAUACACAUUCUCCACUCCCUGGGGAGCAUUCUGGCCAGUCGCCAUUAUAGCAAAUGAAACAAGAAUAUCUUCAUCACCGGGGGCCUUGAGGUUCAUUUUGUGGAGCAUUACUGUGAUGUCUCCAGCGUUGUCUUCCAAUGAGAAACAGCGCUAAAAACACCUGUAACUUGUUAUUGAUAACAAGUGUUAUGAAAUGGCCCAGGUUUUGUCAAAUAAGAACAUGAGAUGAUACGAUUCAGAUACACAAUUUCGAGGUCAUAAUAUAUUCCAUUGACUUAAAAUUAUACAAUAUACGAGACAGCUGUAGAAAAGAAUUAAUAUAUGCAGGUUUUUGGUUGAAAGCCUUUGUUAAAUUAUGACCAUUUAUGUGAGAUUUGUGUUUUUUCCAUUGAUGGACUUAAGGUUUAAGGCAAUAUUGGUCCAAUAUGUCUCCCAUUACUGGAUAUGCUAAUAAAGAAUGAUUCAUUAUUGGCAUUUAGAAUUUUAGAUAAUAUCUCUUUAUAUUUAGUAUCUUAUUUUGAUUGAUUGGACAUACUGCUUGCGAUCAUUAUUAUGCUUAAAAUCAUAUUGUAUUUAAUUUGCUUGCCUCGAAAAUUACAUUAUUAUCAUUCAGUAUUUUGAGAAAGAAGUAUGAUAUGGUGUAAUGCUAGUUAUGGGGUUUAUAUCGUCUCUACUACAAUAUGUUGUAAAUUUUAAUACAUUGAUUGAUGCGACUUUCUUUUAUAUUUCUUAUACUCAUUUUUGUUUCUCAAGACUCUACACAAAUGGUACAUAUUAGUCUCUCUCUCUCUCUCUCUCGCGCUGCUACAGAGUGUAGUGCAUAUCAGUAAACCAUGAGCUUCAAAACAUGAAUUAAUUGUUUAUCAAAAUGGGUUAGCUAUGUGAAUAUAACAAACUGAGAAAUGACUGCAUCAGUGGAUAUGCACCGCCUGCAGGCUAAGUCAAAAUCAGAUGAUGAAUGAGAGUUGUGAAGUUCAUUACCCAGCUUAUUGUGACCUAACUGAGUGCAGUGCAUAUCACUAAUGCACGAGCUUCAAAGCAAUUAAUCAUUUGUUUUAUAAAACAGGUUUGCAAUAUGAAUCUAAGGUUGAGCAAUGAGAUAAAAACCAGAUCAGAAUGGCAAAAGUUGCAUGGUCAUGGUGUCUGCCAAGAGCAAAUGAAUUACUGGUAAAUAAUUAAUAUGUAGUCUGGGAAGACACCCACAUAGAUGGCGCUCAUCAGUAUGCGAUUAAUGCGCAUUCUUCAUUCAUGCCAAAUAACGAGGCUCGCACUGCUUUGGUUUUAUUGAUUUAUAGCAGGCACCUUGUCACUCUAGUGCUGAGCAUGUCUUCCCUGUGACGUAAAAUUUCAGAAAAUUGUGGAUUACAUUUUUUGAUAUCUUGAUAAAAUUGACACAACAUUGGUUGUUUUGUCAUAGGUAGAUUGUGGAAUAGGUAAUUUGUGUACAAUGAAGGGAGCUGAGACAGUUUGAUGAAUAAUUAUUUGAAUGAAAACUUUUGAUAUGUAGUCUCUUUAAUACAUGAUAAAAAUGUCAAGAGAAAUAUAUACUUGGCUAUUCAUCUGUGAUUUGUGGUA